CAAGCAUAACAUAAAACUCUGUUCCUACUCUUUUAUUCAUUUGGAAUAUCAUCCAGAAUUAUGUCAGCCAACUGGCAAGCUGACCCAGAGCUGGUGGAUUUGGAGGAAGAGGAGCUAUGGGAAAUGAUUGAAAGACACAGAUGUAAAAUUGUACAGCGUUUGUCCCCAGAGCGGCUCACCCCAUACUUGCGCCAAACCAAAGUGUUGGACUCAAUGGAUGAAGAGGAGAUUCUGCAUUGUGCCAAGUUUUCUACCAGGGCCAUGAGACUGGGCCACCUCUUGGACCUUCUUCACACACGGGGCAAAAAUGGAGCAAUUGCCUUCUUGGAUAGCUUAAUGCUGGUCAAUCCCAAAAUGUAUACCCUCAUUACUGGGAAAGAAGCAUCUAAGGAUCCCAACAGUUUUAGCAAACUGAUAGACAGCAGUCAACUGAGUGCUUUCUUGAUGAGCACACUGAGUAGCCUGCAAGAGGAGCUGAUGCAGGAGAAACAGCUGAAAGGAACAUUAGUGCAUCACUUGCGCAAAAUGCGGCAGAAGCAACAGCAGUUGGAGGAGGAAGGAGAAUCUGUCCGUAACAUGGAGAAUGAAAACCAACGGCUCCGCAGAGAGAUGGACGCCCAGAGUCAAAUGCUGUGCAAACUGAAAGAUGAGCAGUACGAGCUGUCCAUGCGCUACUCACAUGCGCUACAGGAGAAGGACACCGUGCAAAGCAGGAACAGUGAACUGCAGGAACAGUUUUAUUCUGUGAAAGAGGACCUGCACCGAGUGCGGAUGGAGCUGCAGGUGGCUCAGAGCUGGCCCACACGACUGCAGUGUGAAGAAGAGUUGCUAGCCCUGAGGCAGGAAAAUUGGAAGCUUAGAGAACAACAGGACAAGACAGGAGAGACCAAUGUGGUGGAGCUUGAUGCAGAUCAGUGCUCAGAUAGGACCCUGCCAAGCUCAGAUGAGUUGGUAGCCCAGCUUUGCACAGCCAGAAAGAAGAUAGCUGCUGGUGAGGCUUUUGAAAAGUUGUGGCAGGAGGAGAAAGAAACCAUGAUUAAGGAAAAUCGACAUUUACAAGCAAAUUACGACAUCUUGAAGAAAAAGAUGGAUGCAUUCCACAAUCAUGUUUCUGAACUUCAAAAAGAGCGUGACCAGGCAUAUAAAGCUCGGGACAUGGUGCAAGCUGAGAUUUCCCAUUUCCUGGCAGAGAAGGAUUUAUUAAGGAGACAGGUCAUGGAUCUUACAGAACACAACUCGGAGCUCAAGCAACAGAUUGAAAGCUUGGAGUUGCAUCUAAAAACUCACAUGAUUAGAAAAGCAGGGGAAGAAUCUCCAGAGCUCUAUAGCUGUUCAGCCAAACACCAGAGGCUGGUGCGGAUGGAUGCAAUCUGCCCCUCCAAGGAUGAUGACAAGGGAUCCACCUGCAGCACAUCCGAGUCUUGGCAGGACUUAGGUUGCCCGACAAACAGUGACCUUGGUGAAAGCAUCUCUUGCAGUUCUUUGCAUGAUGAUUAUCUUUCGGGUCUUUCUAAAAGCUGCUCCCAGGAUCUCCCCUAUCUUCUGGAGGCAGAGAAGACAGACACAGACUUUGAAUAUGUAACAGAGUACAAAAAAGAUCUCCAACUGUUUUCACAUAUGGAAAUAAAUGAUCUCAGUGGUUUUACAAUUCCGGUACGGAGGCGUCAUGCUCAGAGAAUAACCAGCCGAAUUACAAUAAUUGCAUUUCAGGGAGAUGACCUACUAAAGCAGAUAAGUAUAAUUGGAGGGAACAGAACAGGAAUCUUCAUCCAUCAAGUGACCCAGAAGUCAGCAGCUGAUGAAAUGUCCCUGAUGCCAGGAUACCAGAUCAUGGCGGUAGAUUUUGAUGUUAUUAAUCCAGCUUAUAAAGUGGGCCUAGAAGGAAUGACUUUUGAGGAUGCUUACUGCACCCUCAAUAGAGUUAAGGGAUUCUGCUGCCUUACUGUCCGAUGCAACAUGGAAGAGUAUCGAAAGGUGUUGAAAAGCACAGAGAGUGGAAUGGUCACAUCUGGAGACUCGUUUUAUGUUCGUGUAAACCAAUCAAUGCCUGCACGUGUUGAGGGGGGCCUGCAGGUGGCAUGUGGAGAGAUCUUACAUGUCACACAUACUAUGUUUAAAAAUCGCUGCCAAUGGUUGGCUCACAGGGUCAAUGCUUACACUAUGAAGGAUGGAGAAUCAGGGAUAAUUCCAAACUAUCGGCAGGCGCAACAGCAUUUAAUAACAUCAAUACAGCGCAUGACAUGGCAAAAUGGGAAUCCUCACCAGGCUAGAAAGCAAGUCCGCAUAGUGAGCACUGAUCGCUGUAGCUCUCACUUGCUCUGGACAUCUCUGGAAUGUGGCAUAUGUCGUUGUGAAGAGCCUACUGCUGGCUCUUCGUUGGGGAGAAGCUGCUUGACACUAAUGCCUUACACUCUGGUGACUCACUACAAGAUUACUGUCCCACGCCCAGUACUGCUGGUCCCUUCACUGCUAGGACGAAUAUUGAGUGAGAAGCUAUGUACAAACAAAGACUUCAUGAAGUGUGAUACAGAGUGCCUGACAGAUGCUGAAUAUGCUGCGCGAUACCAGCGUGGGGAAAUUAUUGGUGUAAAAGAGGGAGAGGGCAUACGCUGCUGCUUCACUAGACAGAACGUGGAAUCAGUAGCCCAGCAGAAUGCGCACUGUAUCCUAGAACUCGGUCUUUCCUGUCUCUCCUCUUUGAUCCGCGUUGGUAUCAAUCCUAUUAUAGUGCAUAUCCCUCUGACUGAGAAGAGCACCAAAAAACUGAGAAAAACCAGACAGUGGUGGGGAAAAUGUGAGGAUCUGCUACUGGAGUGUGCCCAGCGGGAAGAGGCUGAGCUUGAUGCCCUGCCAUGUCUGUAUAGCACUGUAUACCCUGAUAGCUGGACUGACACAGACUCUCUGCUUUCCAGUGUAAAGGAUGCUAUCAUGGAUGAACAGAAACGAACUGUUUGGUUGGAGAACCAGCCUUGCUGAAUAUUUAAUCAUACUUAAAGUUUAUGCACUUUCAUCCCUCAAUAUGACAAAUAAUUAUUCUAAACACGCUUUCAGCAGGUAAUAACCUUACAUACUGAGCUACAUAGUUAUCAACUUCUUUGCUUUACUAAAAUCUGUUUUGUGACUGUAAAAUAGAUACCUGAAUGGUUAUCAUCCAGUUUGGGACUAGGGUUACCUAGUGUAACUGAAUGUUAUUAAAGUCAUAGUAUUGAGGAAACUAAGAGACUGACAAACUGCAAAUAUUGACAAAGCAGAGAUUGAGUUGGAAAACUCCACAUUGGAGGUUAAUAAUGACAGUUCCUUACCUUAGCUCACUCAGGCAUCCAAAGUGAUUGACAGACGUUGGGGUGGCAGGGCAGGGAAACCUCAGUUACACCACAUUCCAUGAUUAGUCCAAUGCCAAAAGUGUGGGAAGAGAUUACAAGAAGAGGUAAAUUGUCCUUUAGUUUCUUCCCUUAACUCCUUACUAAUAAUACCUGUUUUAUGUUCAGGUUAUUUGAAGAAAUUCUCUGUCUUUGAACAAAGAGCAGUUCCAAUUUACCAAUUAUAUACAGUUCAAUGUAUAAACAAUAUGAGAUGGCAGUUACAUAAUAUGGAAUACUGGAUAGGGAAGCCGAUCCCGGGUUGUUUUUUUAAUCACAGGAUUCAGGAUUGAAAAACUCUCAGUCCCGGGAUACCUGGGAUACCCAGGAUUGAGUUGGUCAAUAAAAAUAUUUAAAAGUCUGGCGUUCAGUAGUAAGAAUCAGAGAGGAGCACAGUAUACCCGUCCCGUACUUCCAGUGCACUUCCUCAGUUGCUCAGUCCCAAUCCAAAAUAGAUCCCAGAGCCUGACUCCCAGCAAUGCUUAGCCCGCCUUGUGCUCCUGUCUGGUCGAGGCCAAGUGGCCGCUCGGCACUGCAGUCCUACUCUACUUUGCAGGUGAGUGCCACUGAAGGGACAGGCUGGCAUGGGGCUGUGCAGUGUGACCUCUCUGAUGUCAUGCCAUGCACAGCCACACAGCGUAUGAGCCAAGUGCUGCUGGUUCUCAGCGCUGCCUGGCAUAAAAACAAAACUGUGCAUGCGCAAACCAGUCACGCAAAUCCAAGGAUUGGAUCCCAGCAAUUUUGGGCCAAAAUCCUGGGAUGGGAAUUGAUGGGAUCCCGGGAUUAGCCUCCCUAUACUGGAAAUACUUAGGGAAGAAGUCAGUUCAGUGGACAGUACUGCUGGCUGUACACACAUCAUGUACUUAGUUCCGACAUCGUAUUUUUUCUCUUGCACCUCCUUUGAUGUCAGUGAGCACGAUGUGCCAUUCCGGAACAGCACAUCAUGCUGAUGUAAGAGAAUUAAGUUUCCCCUUUGUGUGUGCACUUUAUUAAGUCUCUUCUGUAUAAAGAAGACCUUAUCAACUCUGAGAAACUCGUUACUAAUAACAAUAAAUGUAAAGUUUUAAAUAUUUAUAGGUUUGUAAAUGUCUUGUUCAGAGAUAAAAAAAAGUUGUCAUAUUAUUAGAGAAUAAAAGGAAUUUUACAUAUGGUAUGGAACUUCCAUUAAGUUACACACAUUUAAUAAUGGCCUAUCUAAUUGUGGAAGACAUAGCCAAUCCAGAACUAAUAUGUUCCACAACUUGCAGAAGUGCACUUUCAUUAAAGUAUUCAUAAUUAUUUGCAUACUGUAUGUGAAACUAUAUUAAAACCAAAGACACGUAGGGAAUGUAUGUCCCGUGUUUAAUUUAGCCUGAAGUUCCAGCUUAGCAGAAGUAGUAGAAGAUUCCUUCUAUUUCAGAGAGGACUUUAAGGUUAUUUAUUGGUAGUAAUGCUAGCUUGUUGCACAAAUUUCACGAUAUCUUUAGUCUCUGACUUGAUUAUUUAAACUCUAAGUAAAUUAUGAAAUUGUGGUCUGGGUCUAGAAGACAAAAAGAUCAGAUGAACCAUGAUAAAUCUAUAUAAACAACAUAUGGUAGAACUAUGUUGAAGAACUUCAUAUAAUAGUCCACAGGUUCUCAAACUCGGUCCUCAGGACCCCACACAGUGCAUGUUUUGCAGGUCUUCUCACAGAAUCACAAUUGAAAUAAUGAGCUCCACAUGUGGACCUUUAAAAAUGUGUCAGUGAGUAAUUAAUACACCUGUGCACCUGCUGGGUUACCUGCAAAACAUGCACUGUGUGGGGUCCUGAGGACCGAGUUUGAGAACCUCUGUAAUAGUCUAAUAGAUAUUAAGAUGACUUUUAUUUAUCAUUGCAUAUCCAUGUAGGAAAGUUUAUACAGAUCUCCACAUUACAAUCUACACUAAGCCUUUACUCAUGUACCAAACUUUGUCUUUACAUGUUGUAUUUGUUCAUGUGUCCAUUAGUGUGUGGUGUUGUUGUAGUCUUAUUUUGAUGUUUUGUUAUCGCGUUGUGGAAGCUGUAUGAACACUGUGAUUGCUAUUCUUUGGGCCCUCCCCUUUUUUUCUAACCUUUUAUUAUUGUGUCCCAGAGUUUACAAAUACUGUACACUUCUCUCAAGUGUAAAAUGUGUAUUUAAAUAGCCUUAUUUAAAAAAAUAGCUGAACAAAAAA
This is a messenger RNA of Pseudophryne corroboree (corroboree frog), 5531 nucleotides long. It is a transcript of the gene CARD14, whose product is annotated as caspase recruitment domain family member 14. Gene Ontology annotation, molecular function: CARD domain binding. NCBI's taxonomy places the organism in Eukaryota, Metazoa, Chordata, Amphibia, Anura, Myobatrachidae. The record is from RefSeq and is a predicted model, not a curated record. Bases 61 to 2976 code for a protein of 971 amino acids. Gene Ontology annotation, cellular component: cytoplasm; plasma membrane. Gene Ontology annotation, biological process: negative regulation of hippo signaling; regulation of apoptotic process. The transcript has 20 exons.